Molecule: messenger RNA, 1602 nt
Organism: Carcharodon carcharias (great white shark)
Lineage: Eukaryota; Metazoa; Chordata; Chondrichthyes; Lamniformes; Lamnidae
Gene: yipf1
Product: Yip1 domain family, member 1
Exons: 10
Coding region: 169-1101 (310 amino acids)
Biological process (GO): vesicle-mediated transport
Cellular component (GO): membrane; Golgi apparatus
Molecular function (GO): small GTPase binding
Source: RefSeq, a predicted model, not a curated record
GCUCAUUGGGCGGAAGAGUUGGGGGGGGUGGGAUCCCAAAUAUUAAAGAGGCGAAACCUGAAAUUCAUUUGACGCAGGCGAAAGGGAAAUGUAUUGAGUGGAGUUCCGGAUAAAACCGAAACAAAAAAUCUUUUUGUUGAUUAUUUGAUAGUUCUAACAGUCAAGUAAAUGGCAGCAGCAGAUGAUUUACAAUUUCAAGAGUUUGAUGAUGCCACAAACUUGCUGGCAGCAAAUCCCGAUGCCACCACAAUAAGCAUCACGGACACCAAUGAUAAACCUAAAAAUCAGAGAGGCCCACCAGGAGAGAUGGGAAGAGAUGAGGAUGAAGAUUUGCUGGGGAAUGAAGACUCUGAUAAAGCAGAGUUGCUGGCAGGACAAAAGAAGAGUGCUCCCUUUUGGACAUUCGAUUAUUAUCAAACAUUUUUUGAUGUGGACACCUACCAGGUGUUGGACAGAAUAAAAGGUUCCCUUUUACCACUGCCUGGCAAAAAUUUUGUGAGGUUGUAUAUCCGCAGUAAUCCAGAUCUUUAUGGCCCCUUCUGGAUAUGUGCCACACUGGUGUUUGCAAUAGCAAUAAGUGGCAACCUUGCCAAUUUCUUGAAUCACAAUGGCCAGCGUGGUUAUCGCUAUGUACCUGAAUUCCAUAAAGUUUCUAUAGCAGCUACAGCAAUCUAUACCUAUGCCUGGCUUAUUCCUCUCGCUCUCUGGGGCUUUCUGAUGUGGAGAAACAACAAAGUGAUGAACAUCGUUUCAUAUUCAUUUCUGGAGAUAGUGUGUGUCUAUGGAUACUCACUGUUUAUUUACAUUCCCACUGCUGUACUGUGGAUUAUUCCGAACGAGAUAGUACGUUGGAUCACGAUAGUGCUGGCCAUGUGCCUUUCAGGCACUGUGCUGUUAAUGACCUUUUGGCCAGCCGUCCGUGAUGAUAACCAGAGAAUUGCCAUAGCAACCAUUGCAGUCAUUCUGAUCCUUCAUGCCCUUCUUGCAGUUGGCUGUAAGGCUUAUUUCUUUGAUCCUCCAGAAGAAGUCAAAUCUCCAUCUGACCCCACAACCACCACUGCAACCAUUAAUGGGACUAAUUUGGUUUCCCAGAAAACAUAACCUGCCAGAUUUUUUCACCGAUGUCUUGGUAAUUGUUUAGCCUGAAGAGACUUCCCAAUCAAUGUAACUUGGGUUACAUAAUUAAAGAAAAACUUCAAAUAAGUAUGUUCAACAGAACACCAGGACACUUGACUGUUGCAGAGCUUCAAACUGACUAAACUCUAAAUUAAGUUUUGGGAUUAUUCUUACAUUGCGGCUGCUUUCAUUAUCUGUUCUACUUUUCCAUGGUCUUAAGAAAGAUGCACUUGUUACAGACUGUAAAUAUUUUUCUGAGACUCCACAAAUUAAUUUGGUAAAACCUAAUUUGAUUAUUGUCUUUCUUAACAAAGAAACCAAAUACUCUAUUAUUGACUAUUAAUGUGGAGAUUCACUUAGUUGUGCUAAAUGCAUAUAUUAGCAAAUUACUACAUGUUUUUGAAAAGCUGAACUUUAUCCAAAAAGACAAUGUUCAUCUUCACACAUGUACAUUAAGUAGAUUAAAUUUAUUGUUAUGUUUCAUGA